Messenger RNA from Owenia fusiformis, 1844 nucleotides. Lineage: Eukaryota; Metazoa; Annelida; Polychaeta; Sabellida; Oweniidae. The record is from the annotation of a GenBank genome assembly.
AACCAACCAAGCCCAAACCAACCAAGUAUCCUCCAACAAAACCAACUAAGCCCAAACCAACUAGGUAUCCCAGAACAAAACCAACUAAGCCUAGACCGACCAAGUAUCCUCCAACAAAAUCAACUAAGCCCAAACCAACCAAGUAUCCUCUAACAAAACCAACCAAGCCCAAACCAACCAAGUAUCCUCCAACAAAACUAACUAAGCCCAAACCAACCAAGUAUCCUCUAACAAAACCAACUAAGCCCAAACCAACCAGGUAUCCCAAAACAAAACCAACUAAGCCUAGACCGACCAAGUAUCCUCCAACAAAAACAACUAAGCCCAAACCAACCAAGUAUCCUCCAACAAAACCAACUAAACCCACAUCAACCAAAAUUUCUCCAACAAAACCAACUAAGCCCAAACCAACCAACUAUCCUCCAACAAACGUUACAAAGCCUCCUUUUGCAGGAACAUCUGCAAACACCCCACCUGGAUGCUUGACAACACCAAAACCAUCAACAAGCGUUGCACCCACAAGGAAAACUUCACGUGCACCCUCAUCAAGUUCGCAGUCUACAAGUGUGCCAUCUGCAAGUGCACCUGUGAAUACGUCAACUGCAAGUUUACCUUCUCAUACCACACCACUUGACAUUACAGUAAGCAAGACAUCUGAAAUAACAACACCUGAAAAUACAACAUUGGUCAGUGUAACCCCUAAAAGUUUAUCACCCUCGAGUAUGCUUGAAACUUUUCAUGCUAAGAUCGUUGCGAUAACCCUGGUCUUGGCGAUUAUCAUUGGUAUCCUCAUAACGAUUGGAGUAAUAAGGUACUGGACCACUGAUAGCAAUGUUCAACCAAGCCUUAGCAACAGAGUAUACAUCCCAGAUCCAUUGUAUGACAUAAGACAUUUGGACACGUCGUGUGAGGUUGAAAUACACGUCCCCAAACAGGAUGAAGCCAUUUCAUCAUGUUUAUCACAAGGACGCUUAAAAAGAGACUCAAAUUCGUAUCAAAGCCAAAGAACAAGUUCUGAAGCCACGUAUGCCAACGUGCCCAGUAACAGCUUUGGGCAUACAUAUGAUGAUGUCAUAAGUUCAGGCGGUAAUUCUGAGAUACCAAGUCAAGUUUCAGAAAAUGGGUACGAGCAAGGCCCUCGUCAACUAAAUUUUGGUGAUAACCAUGAUUCACUUCCAUCACAUAUCACCAUUAUACCUAAGAUAACAUUACCAGAUCCAUCAAAAACCUUUAAACUGGUAUUACUACCAUCACUUAAGCCAACUAAUACGCACAAAUCAAAUAACAGACAUUUGAACAUUACAACUGAUGUCAGUGAUGAUGAUAUCAGUGCUAAUUUCAAAGUCUUUGAUGAUCCAGUCACUGGCUUAGAUUCAAAUGGCACUGAGAUUAGAGGCACUGGCGAUAUGUCUCAACUAAUGAGGCCAUGGACCAAGACAUCAAAUACACGUCGAGUUAAUAAAAGCAACUGGAUUCUGAGACAAUCCCCGAGUUAUUUCGAUGAUGAUCAUAAUCAUAUCUUGUAAGGUAAAAUGGUCCAUGAUUCCUUAUACAAGGUGACAUAAAAAUGAAACCAAUCAAUAAAAUGAAUACUUUCCAAAGACUACUUCUGAACAGUCAGUCAUAGCUAGGUGCAAGUACUUAAUAUAGAAGUAUUAUAUUAUACUAUAUCAUAUCAUAUUAUAUUAUAUUAUAAUAUGUUAUAUUAUAUUGCUUUUAUUUACAUAUUAUUAUGAGCUUUAUUAUACUUGUAUCCCACAUUUGGGCAAAGUGUACAGCUUAAACGGAAAAAAUGAAAAAGCUUAACUAAUUCUCUAUAUAUUAUAUUAACUAAUUAAAGGGUG